AUGCCAAUAUCACCUCUGACUAUUCCGAAGGAUCCUGUUGAUUUCCCCAAGUUGGCUGAUUUAAAUUUGGGAGAUUUAACUGGGUUAGGACAACACCAAUGUAAUCAACUUGGUGAUGUUAUCUAUGAUAGAUAUAUUGAUGUAAAUUCAAAGACUAAAAUCAAGGGAAUUGUUCCACAUUAUGAAUCAAAACAGUAUAGUUUUAGAUCGACGGAUUUGGAUAGAACAUUGAUGAGUAUGUGGUCCAUUUCAAUGGGCUUAUUUAAAGAAGGAACUGGAAGAAGAGCUAUCGUUAAUUAUAAGGAUGCUCAUGAUAUGGGACGGGAAGUUUUUGCAUUACCGAACGGAACACAGGCAGUUCCUAUUCAUACUGUUUCUGAGGAUAUGGACUCUUUGUUACUUGGAUUUUCAUUUUGUAAUACAGUUUUGAAUAGAAUGAGUAUUAUAAGAUCAUCAAAGGGAUACAUCGAUUUUUUCAAAAAGCAUAGGGUAGUCAUUGAUAAAUUAUAUAACGAAACAGGAUGGAAAGCACAACCAAAUGAUGGAAAUAUUGGAGUUUUAUUUGAUUUACUGACAGUGCAGAGAUCACAUGAUUUAUUAUCAAUUAGAUGGGUUAAUGAAAAUUGGGAAGUCAUAGAUUCCAUUAGAAAUAAUUUUCUUUUAAUGAUCUAUAAUUAUAAUGUCAUUGGAAAAGAAGGAAGUAGUGAAUUGAUCAAGACUCUCAAAUCAAACAUGGACAGUACAACCAAAUACAAGUAUAUUCACUACAGUGCCCACGACACAACUCUUCAAUCUCUCGCUGCUAGUUUGAAAUUAACAAAUGAUUAUCCAUUUUUGGGAUAUCAACCAAAUUAUGGUGCCUGGUUGGCCUUGGAAUUACACGAAAUGACUGACGGUACUGCAGCUGUCAGAAUUGUCCACGGAAAGCAGUACAAUGAUACAAGUACACCUCUCAAAUUAACCUCCUUGGGCUGCAAUACAGAAUUUUGUCCCCUCACCGAGUUUGAAAAGCAUAUUACUCGAGACUCAAUAGUUACCAAUUGGUGUAGAGCUUGUGAUAACUCUCAAAGAAAUAUUUGUGCUUCUGAAUAUCUGAAAAGUUCAGAAGAGUCAUAUAUUGCCUUCCUAGUUUCAACACCAACAUUGGCUUUCACAAAUGCUAUUACCCUUAUUGCCUUGGUGUUUGCUUGUGCUAGAUCAAGAAGACAAAAGUAUAAAGAAAUGGAUUAA
This is a messenger RNA of Naegleria gruberi, 1230 nucleotides long. RefSeq lists its product as uncharacterized. Bases 1 to 1230 code for a protein of 409 amino acids. The record is from RefSeq and is a predicted model, not a curated record. Gene Ontology annotation, biological process: dephosphorylation. Gene Ontology annotation, molecular function: phosphatase activity. The transcript has a single exon. NCBI's taxonomy places the organism in Eukaryota, Heterolobosea, Eutetramitea, Acrasida, Naegleriidae.